AAGUCGAAGUGUAGUAUUUUUCUUCUCUUCUUGCCACCACAGAUUUUCGAGGAGCCAUGAAAGAGUCAAAAUUCCUAGUUAUUUGCUGGUUUUGUUCCUUCUUCGGACUGCUGGCGGCCUUUCCAGAACAGGGGAAAUGGGACUUUCAACUAAGUUCGGAGAUACCCUACAUGCCCAUCCCGAAAUCAGUCUACGAGGGAUUCAAAAUAUACACACAGAUCACUUGCGAACCGUACGAGCAGGCGAGGGAAUCGGUCAAGCUGAAAAUAUCCUGGGCACUAAUAGAGUACAAAUGCUGGGAGGAAUAUGUCAGAAUGUCCUACACCACACAGUACGAGGCAUUCUUCGUGACGCCGAAUCAGUCGGAGAUCGUGUUCCAUCCGAUCGAGGAACUUUGCACGCGCGGAGGACACAUCAUCUUGCCGGAGCUGAAGCUGAAGGAACCGGCAGAGAGGAUGAGCAAAUCGCGGAGAGAUGCUGGAAAGAACGAGCCGCAGUCAAUUUUUACAAUCACUAAGGAUGGGUUGUAUAUUUUCAUACUGAGGAUCCAGUCUGAGUCUCAGGAUAAUUUCGUUGCCAAUGUACAUGUUGAGAUGAAGAGUGAACAAGGAUAUCUGUCAGCGGUGGAUUGGCCAUUACUUCCGUUCUACGGUGCGAUGUGCUUGGUUUACGUUGGCCUUGGCAUCAUCUGGCUGACCGUGUCGUUCCUGCAGUGGAGAGAUCUGCUUCGGAUUCAGUUCUGGAUCGGUGGCGUCAUUCUGCUGGGCAUGUUGGAGAAAGCCAUGUUCUACGGUGAAUACCAGAGCAUCAAUUCGACGGGCGUCUCCGUGAGGGGAAUGGUCCUACUGGCCGAAUGGGUGUCCUGUGGUAAGCGAACCCUCGCCCGGAUGCUGGUCAUCAUCGUUUCGCUGGGAUUCGGUAUUGUCAAGCCACGAUUGGGACCAAUGCUUCAUCGUGUUGUUGGAACUGGAGGCCUAUAUUUGGUACUGGCAUGUGUUGAGAGCUUCCUCCGGAUAAUGCACACUAAAAACGAUCAACUACUGGUGGCGAGUAUCCCCUUAGCAGUGCUCGAUUCCGCCAUUUGCUGGUGGAUCUUUACAUCACUUGUCCAGACGACAAGGACGCUGCGAUUGCGAAGAAAUAUGGUUAAACUUUCUCUGUACCGACACUUCACGAAUACGUUGAUCUUCGCCGUCCUGGCUUCCGUGGUAUUCAUGCUCUAUUCGAUCAAAUCGCAUCGAUUUGCUGAAUGCCUGACCGAUUGGAAGGAACUGUGGGUCGACGAUGCCUUCUGGCACGUUCUAUUCUCUACUCUGCUGCUAGUGAUUAUGAUCCUUUGGCGUCCAACGAACAACAACCAACGGUACGCGUUCACUCCACUGUUGGAUAAUCCGGAAGAUGAAGACGAUGACGAGGAAGAGCAAUUCGUAUCGGACGCGUACGGCGUAAAGAUGCGUGGAACGCGAAGUUCGUCUCCCAAACAGAACGCCAGGAGCCCGACCACGGACGAAGACGACCUCAAAUGGGUCGAAGAUAAUAUUCCUGCGGCGAUUGCCGAUGCGGCGCUUCCCGUGCUAGAUUCCGACGAGGAGAUUGUCAAUACCAAGUUUGAGGUAUCGAAGAUGCAGUAAAACCACUUGCUACAAUCGAUGGAAGUCGAUCGACAUUCGGGAACACAUACUAUGAUGGCAUCGCAUUUUAAGACGAUAGGUUUUAGCGAUCAGUUUUAAGCAAGAUUCGAAACAUAACAAGGGAAUAAAAUGCACUAGUCAAGUGGGGAGCACGUUGAACCACCGGGUUUGGUUUCAACAUUUAGCACUUUUUUCCCCUUGCAUGAUAAACCCUUUGCUCCAGAUGAACUUGAUCCCUUUCCUUACCACUCUCUGAUUGGAUUUGCCAACCGAGUGAUUUGUUUUAAUUUAAUACAAAAAGUACGAAUUUUCGUCGCAAAGCUGUGAAUGAGCUGUCUUAGAAGCGGUAAGUCUAGAUCAAAAGUGCAAAAUAAAAGCAAACAAAAGUAAAUCAAACACAUGACUCUAAGCUGAGCAAAAAAUGGAAAAUGGGACACCAUCCUAGGAUUAGAGCAAUUAGAGAAUGAUUACGCGAAUAGGGUUUCUGUUGAAAAUUCCGGAGGCCUGAUAGGCAUAGAACUUAUCAUGCAUUGUUUUGACUGCAGCGCCUAACACAAGCAACAUGUUCCGUCUUAUAAUAUUUAGUUUUAAUAGCUUCCCUUUGGAUAGAUAUCUUUAUUUUAUCUAGUUAUCAUUGUCAAAAUAGUUGUGUUGAGAGCAUUUCCUGUAUCAUCCAUCAUAAAGGCAAAUACUGACAGCCUAUCUUUUCUAACUAGUUAUCUAUUGAGGGAUCUCCUUAAAUUGAUUGCGUUUCUAUGAAUAAUUCCUAUUCCAAUACAAACAGACAUAAGCAGUGAGAAGGUUGACAAAAAAAAAACAUUGCGUAGAGAUUACGUGUAGUAUAGUUAAAAUCUACGAGAACGUGAAUAGAUUAGAGUUACUUUUGUACAUAGGCAUGAUUAUAUGAUUAUUUUUCAGUAAACUGAAAACAAUAUCGUAACCACUAAAUAGAGUAAUAUGAAAAUUUGUAGACGACCUUUCCAAACUACAAUAAAUAUUAAAACAAAACUUACAAAUGGGUUUUA
This is a messenger RNA of Ochlerotatus camptorhynchus, 2656 nucleotides long. Its product is annotated as transmembrane protein 87A. The transcript is spliced from 9 exons. Gene Ontology annotation, biological process: retrograde transport, endosome to Golgi. The record is from RefSeq and is a predicted model, not a curated record. Gene Ontology annotation, cellular component: Golgi apparatus; membrane. The coding region runs from base 57 to 1631 and encodes 524 amino acids. NCBI's taxonomy places the organism in Eukaryota, Metazoa, Arthropoda, Insecta, Diptera, Culicidae.